GCCUCCCGAAUGAGGUUAGAGAGAGAGUUGAAGAUGCAACGUGAGAGGGAAAGAAAAGCAGCCAGAAUUGCAUUAGAGAAGAUGGGAAAAACAGUCUAUUUCAACGAGAAUCGAGAUAUUAUGGAGUUUGAAGCAAUAAUUGGAGGCAUCAGCAUUGGUAACUUGAGAAACUCUCUGGAACAGCUUGGGUUAUACAUAAAGGAUGAUUACAUGGAAAAAGAUGAAGUGGAGGCAAUUCAGCAAGGAGAAGAGGGGGAAAUUCUUUCGUAAUCCUAGCUGCAUAUAUGUGAGGUGUUAAUUGUAAAUUAGUAUUCGUUUUGUGGGCUGUUAGGGAACGAAAGGCAAGAUCUCUAAUUAGUCAAUCAAACAUUGUAAGUACCACUAGUGCAUAUUUUUUGUAGAUGCAGUCCAACAAAGAUUCAGUACAACUUGUGAAUAAUUUUUUGUGUAUUUAGAAUUUGUCUUGUAAAUCCGUAUGUCCAGCAUGGUGCUGCCAUUGGAUUGAAAAAGCAAUGUUAUGCCCGUAGGAUGGUAGCAAUUUACCUUUUUUUU
Messenger RNA from Olea europaea var. sylvestris, 552 nucleotides. Its product is annotated as transcription factor GTE8-like. Bases 10 to 270 code for a protein of 86 amino acids. The record is from RefSeq and is a predicted model, not a curated record. NCBI's taxonomy places the organism in Eukaryota, Viridiplantae, Streptophyta, Magnoliopsida, Lamiales, Oleaceae. The transcript is spliced from 2 exons.